Molecule: messenger RNA, 1667 nt
Organism: Tribolium castaneum (red flour beetle)
Lineage: Eukaryota; Metazoa; Arthropoda; Insecta; Coleoptera; Tenebrionidae
Gene: mus81
Product: mus81
Exons: 4
Coding region: 88-1650 (520 amino acids)
Biological process (GO): resolution of meiotic recombination intermediates; double-strand break repair via break-induced replication; mitotic intra-S DNA damage checkpoint signaling
Cellular component (GO): Holliday junction resolvase complex; nucleus
Molecular function (GO): DNA binding; crossover junction DNA endonuclease activity; 3'-flap endonuclease activity
Source: RefSeq, a predicted model, not a curated record
UCGUAGUUCCAAAUGUCAGUAAAGUAGUUCAAUCGAAGUUGUAAACAGAAACACAGUUUUAAUUUUUGAAACGUUUUAAGUGCAAAAAUGAGUCGAAAAAGAAUAACAGUGAAAGCCAAACACCCCAAUCCACUUUUCGAACGCUGGUUAAUCGAGUGGAGAGACAAAGCCAAAGAAAACGACUCGAAAAUGCAACACUGCUUUUCCAUGGCUUUGAAGUCCUUAAAAAAUUACCCUUUACCACUGGAGACCGGAAAAGACUGCAAAAUAUUGAAAGGUUUCGGUGAGAAGUUGUGUAAAAUGUUGGACGACAAACUGAAGCAAUUUAAAGCCAACGAAAACACCGAUAUAGUGACCAAAGUAACAACUCCUAAAAAAACUAAACCAAAGGAAUAUAUUCCACAACCGGGUUCAGGGGCUUUUGCCAUCUUGUUAACACUGUAUGAGAAAAGUCUUGAACCUAAUUAUCCUGGACAUUUAACGAAAGCUGAUGUUAUAAAAUUUGGCCAACAUUUGUGCAAUGUUUCAUUUACUAAAGCUGGACCAGAUACGAGAUACACAGCUUGGUCGUCAAUGAAGACUUUAUUAGAGAAGAAUUUAGUUGUGAAACGAGGAAACCCAGCCAAGUUUAGUCUAACAGAAGAAGGCACAGUUUUGGCUGAUAAAUUAUUUGUUCAAAAGAAAAUUGAAGAGUUUCAAAAUCAGGAUAAUUCGUUACCUGGACCUUCAUGUUCAAGUUUAAGCAAAACAAAUGACAAUAAGGAACAACAUGUUUCGCCAACACCCUGUAGUGCAAGCAAUGAGGCUGUGAUUUUAGCUCCAAAUUCUUUCGACAUUAUUUUAUUGGUUGAUAAUCAAGAACUCAACGGGAGUAACGGUGAUGUGGAAACUGAUCCUAUUAUAAUGGAACUAAAAAAACUAAAUGUUAGAUUUGAGACCAGAAAUUUAAAAGUGGGAGAUUAUGCAUGGAUUUGUCGCGAUUUUAUAUCCAACCAUGAAUUGAUUCUACCGUACAUUGUUGAAAGAAAAAGAAUGGAUGAUCUAGGUUGUAGUAUCAAAGAUUCUAGGUUUCAUGAACAGAAAUUCAGAUUGAAACAAUGUGGCAUCCCCAACUUAAUUUAUUUAGUUGAAAGUUACGGAAAAAACGAACAUGUUGGCCUCCCGUUAACCACUUUAUACCAAGCAGCUACAAAUACUUUAGUACAAGAUAAUUUUAUUGUGAGAUUUACAAAUGAUACAAAAGCAUCAUGUGGUUAUUUAGCGUCUUUAACAAAAUUUCUUGAAAAGUUAUUUAAGCCAAAAACUUUGGUAGGUUGUCAGAAGGAUGACUUACAGGAAUUUACACUUGACGAUGAUUUGAUACAGUUGAUGCGUUUUGCUGAUUUCAACAUAAGUUCUUCCAAAACAAGGCACUUUAAAAUCAAAGAAAUGUUCGUAAAACAACUGCUAAAAAUCAAGGGAGUAUCCGUGGAGAAAGCACUUGCAGUUGUUGAAAAAUAUCAAACACCAAAAAAUUUAAAAUUAGCAUAUAGUGAGAUUAGUGAAGUUGAAGGAGAGAAGCUUUUGUCAACGCUACAAUUUGGUGCAAAUAAGAAAUUUGGGCCUGUUUUGAGUAAAACUGUGUAUAAGUUUUUCUGCAAUAACUACUAAAUAUAAAAAUAAAUUAA